GAUUUGAGCUAACAGAAGAUCGUCAAAAUUUUAGCACGAUCCAAGCACAAAAGGGGGUCAGCAAAUUGAACCAAUUUUGAUCAGAGAUCGGGAACCGAGCUGACAAUAUUAUUUUCCUUUUUGCGGUAAUUUUUCAUUUUGAUUUUGGUGGGUGAAAAUUGUUUUUGUUUCCGAUCUUGUUGUUUUCCGAUAAUUCCUUCUUGGGUUUUGAUGGGUUUUCGAUUAUCUGAAGAGGGUCGAUGAGAUUUUCGAGUUUCGUUGCGGUUUUGUAAAGCAAGUUUUGGUCGAUUGGGAUAUAGCUUUUUUUCCUCCUGUUUUCCUUUUUUAAAAUUUAGUUUUAUCUGGGGAAAGUGUAUUAGAUUGGUUUCUUCUUUUUGGGGGUUUUCUUUUGGAUGAUUUCUGUUGGGAGUAGAGAUGGUAGGAAGGGGUUAAGCUCGAGGUAUGGUGUUGAAGGUGGAGAGAUGGAUUUAGAGACUGAACUUGAAGAAGGAGAGGCUUAUUUUCAGAAUAAUAAUGAUGAUGACGAUGAUUCAACAAUUGACCCUGAUGUUGCUCUCUCAUAUCUUGAUGAGAAGCUUCAGGAUGUCUUGGGACAUUUUCAGAAGGAUUUUGAAGGUGGUGUUUCAGCUGAAAAUUUGGGGGCAAAGUUUGGGGGAUACGGUUCGUUUUUGCCCACUUAUCAGCGUUCUCCUGCUUGUCCUCAUCCAAAGACGCCGCCAAAAGUUACUACCAAUACUGCCUCCGUAUUCCCGAUUGAUCUUCAAAUAGAGGGUGGUCGUCAGAAUUCGGUUUCCAUAUCAAAUGCAUCUCAAUCAACUAGACAUGGACCAGUUUCCGCUAGUGGGCCAUCCGUGCCCGCACCAAGGGGUCCACCGAUGAUCGGUAAAAUGAAACAAGAAGGACACGUGUCAUCUGCUAAGGCUGGUGACAAAUUCGCUUCUAAUGGACAGCCACCCGUUAACAACUUUGCUAACGCUUCUGACCAUAAGUCACUGAAGGUUCGUAUCAGAGUUGGCUCGGAUAACUUGACGACACGAAAAAAUGCUGAAAUCUACAGUGGACUUGGCCUUGACGUCUCUCCCUCAUCAUCAUUGGAAGCCAGUCCUGUAGAUAGUGACGAUUUUUGUCAUGUGCCUCGUGACAGUCCGUGUGAUGGAUCGCCCACUAGUAUUCUCGAGACUAUGACGUCGUUUCCGAUACUUGGAGGUCGGCUGUUAUCCCCACUUCCGGAUGAUCUUUUAUUCUUGACGGAAAAAGAAAAGUGGGAGGAUAGUAGUUGUGGCUCGGUUCAUAAGAGAAGCCAAGAAAGUUUUUUGACGGUUAAUAGGUUCGAUUCUAAAGCUGAUCGGAACAUUAUCUGUGAGAAGAAGCCAAAGUCAUCUGACGAUAAUUUUGUUUCGGUGGACCCCACAAAUGGUAACAAUGUUUGUAGUGAAAAAGAUGGUGUAACAAAGAAAGAAGUGAACAUGGAUAAUUUGUCUUGUGAAGAACUUGUUUCUAAUGCUUUAAAGCUCCCUCUUUUAUCCAAUCCAAAUGGUAAUAAUGUUUUGGAUUUCAGAAAAGGUUCCGCCUUUAAAGGUGGAUCAUCGAGUAUACCAAAAGAAGAAUCAUCGGAUCCGGUAAUGACCCACGAUGAUUCUCAUGUUGAGAAGCCGUAUAGAAAAGAUGGUCCAGUUGGAAAUGCAAAUUCUGAUGAUAAGUAUUCGGGUUUCCCUACAAAAUCUGAUUCAGAUGUUUCAAGAGGUGGUAAGAUUCUUGAUUCCGGACUAGUAAAGCCGUCAAAACCGAAGACCGCUCAGAAAGCCACGUCACGUGAAAAAGACGGUGUGAAAUUGGCUACGGGCAAGGAGACGUCAUCUUCUGGUGGAAAAAAGAAACCGAAAGGAAGCCAGAGUUUGGAAAAUGGUUUCCAAAGUGUGGAGGUCUCGAAAAGCUGUUUAAAGAAUGAUUCUUAUGCCAAAAGUAGGAACAACGCUUGUGGGUCGAAAGUGGAAGAUUUGAAGAUCAAUAACGGAAAGGUGAGAGAGACGUACAAAGAUUUUUUUGGGGAACUUGAUCCGGAACUUGAUGAAUUUGAUGACAUGGGAUUGGAGGAAAAGCCAUUUGGGGACAAGCCAAAGGACUAUAGAAUUACUGAAAAGGGUACUUUAGAAAGUAAUAAUUCAUCGAAAGAGAGACUAAAUGGAAGGAAAGGCCCGAAGCCAUCUUCGUCAGCAUAUCCGGGGGUGGGCCCACAUACAACGUUUACAACGGGAAAUGCGCCUGUUUCUGAUGCAGCUUCUGCAGUGGCUGCUGUUGAAGAUUGGGUCUGUUGUGACAAAUGUGAAAAAUGGAGGCUUCUUCCACCUGGUGUAAAUCCCGGCAGCCUUCCUGAGAAGUGGCUUUGUAGCAUGCUCGAUUGGCUGCCUGGAAUGAAUCGGUGUAGCAUCAGUCAAGAGGAGACAACGAAGGCUAUAACAUCCCGUUUUCUGGGCCCUGCUCCUAUGAUUCAAGGUUCUCAGCCCGUUCAUCCUGGCGGACCCCAAUCAGGAGCCAUGUCCAUUGAUGCUCUCCAUCUUGAUCAAAGACACCAACCUUUUGGUCCACCAAUGGGUGUAAAGAAAAAACAUGGAACGAAAGAUCCACCAAAUGAAUCGAAACCGGACAGACCCUCUUUGUCUUCUAACUCUACAAAAAAGAAUCUUCAUGCGUCAAAUAAAACGAGAAGCUUGAAUGGUGCAAACCCGUCUUCUUUUGAACUAGAAUUUCAAGAUUCUGGGCAUUCUAGUAACUUGAUUGCAGAAAAACAGAAAUUUAAGCACAAAGAGAAGAAGAAACUACGUGAAAACGUUGUGGAUGAAGGUAAUAAUGCGUAUCAAUUGAAGAUUAGGAACAAAAGAGAGACUAGUCAAGAUUAUAUAAGGGAUUCCAAGAAAGUGAAGACGGAAGACAAUCAUGGAACUGAUAAAGAUCGAACCUUUGACCAUGAUGGAGCUGUCUUUAAGGAAAUUAAAAGCUCUGUUAGUGAUAUACCUGUAGGCGUUUCAAGGAAAGACCAUCGAGAAUACGAUGAACGACCUAAAGAUUCAAAACCCGACUCAAAAGUUUUGGGUAUUAAUCUAAAAAAUCAAAACGGGAUCUUUCACAUGGUAAAACGUGAGGAAAGAGAUGUUGCCAAGAAAAGGAAAUCUAGUGAAUUUGAGGAUGCCCAAGUGAAUGUAGAAGAAAUGAGCGAGAGUGGGCAGAGGAAGGCCAAAAAAGUAAAAGUACCCGAUUCUCGGAAGGAAGAAAGAGGUAGAAAUGUGAAAGAUGAGCAAGUAAAGAGCUUGGAUAUAAUGGAUUCUUGUAAAAGAGAUGUGGCAAUGCAUGCUUCAUUGGCUGCUACUUCGAGUUCUUCGAAGGUUUCUGGUUCUCAUAAAACUAAACCGAAUAACCAGGAGGCAAAAGGGUCACCGGUGGAGUCUGUUUCUUCGUCUCCUUUGAGGAUUUCAAAUCCCGAUAAGCUCGUGUCUUCUAGAAAGAACGUUGAAGCUGUUGAUAACUGUCGAGAUGCUGUCAGUCCGAAGAAGGAUUGGGAUGAUGAUAGAGGGAGUUAUCGAUCCAGCACGUUCAAGAAGGAAGAUGUAGUGGAAUCAAUAGAGAAAGGUUUAGGUCACUUAUCGAGUAAUAACGGUAAAGCGGAAAUCAUGCCUUCUCUUGAAUUUGAAACUUUACAUGUUGGUGGGGACGGUGUUGAUGCUUUAGACCAAGGUGGGCAGUACUCUAAUGGGGUGGGUCAAGGCCAUAAUGAAGAAAGGAGGAAUAACGAUCAGUCUCACGCCACCGGCUCUCGUGCAAGGAAAAACGGGAAAGGAUCAUCUUCGAGAUCAAAAGACAAAAUUCGGAGUUCUAAAUUUGAUAUAAAGAUAUCUGAGCGUAUGAAUGAAAACACAGAUGUUCCUACUCAUGAAGAAAAAUCAAAGGGGGGACGAAACAAAUCUCAAGAGAAACUGUCCAUCAAUUCUGAUAAGUUUGAAAAGGGGUCUGUUUCAAAGAAAGAGUCCUCCGGAAAACAUUUGAGCGAGAGUGCUAAACGAGACGCCCAAUUGAAACACGGACACCAUGAUGAUGUUAUCUCAAUACCGGAUAUCAAGCAGAACCCGCCAACAGAACGUGACGGUAAAAGAUUUUCAAAGCGGGAUGUUUCUGGAAGAGGAAAGCCGCUCUCUUUGCCUCCUUCUGGUAAAGCUCAAAACGAGACCGCACGACCUCCCCAACCUAUUCUCGUUUCUCAGAAAGAAAAUGCAGGAAAUAUCGAUGCCGUUGAGGGAUCUGAUUCAGCAUCAAAAGGAUUAAAACAGAAAAAGGGAAGGGAUCCCAUUUCUCAGAAUGGAAGUCAGUCCAUGAACGUAAGGCAUCCAACCCCGAAUAGACAUAAGGGACGAGAUCAUGAUGCACCGAGUCCCCUUAGACGGGAAUCAUCCAAUCAAGCUGCAACUGCUGUAAAAGAGGCAAAAGCUCUUAAGCACAUGGCUGAUCGCCUUAAGAAUUCUGGAUCGAACCACGAGAGUAACUCGCUUUAUUUUCAAGCAGCUCUUAAGUUUCUUUAUGGAUCGUCUUUAUUAGAAUCGUGCAAUAGUGAGAGUGGCAAACAUGGUGAUAUCAUUCCGUCAAUGGGCAUGUACAGUAGCACUGCAAAACUUUGCGAGUAUGUCGCUCAUGAAUACGAGAAAUCAAAAGAGAUGGCCGCUGCAGCUCUGGCUUACAAAUUAGCCGAGGUGGCAUACUUAAAGGUGGUCUAUUCUUCACAUACCGGUGCCUCCAAAGAUCGGCAGGAGUUGCAAACGUCUCUUCAAAUAGGUCCGACAGGCGAGUCUCCUUCUUCCUCCGCCUCCGACAUCGAUAACUUGAACAACCCAGCGGCUGUUGACAAAGCCACCCUACCCAAAGGUGUUAACGACCCCCAAAAUGGCGGAAAUCAUAUAAUCGCUGCUCGAAAUAAACCCAACUUUUUGCGAAUACUUAACUUUGCACAAGAUGUCAACUUUGCAAUGGAGGCUUCAAGGAGAUCUCAAAGUGCUUUUGCAGCCUCUAAUUCACCACCCGAACAUAAAGAAGUAAUUAAACCAGCUCUCGAUUUCAACUUUCAAGAUGUCGAAGGAUUGUUACAACUGGUUCGGGUUGCAAUGGAAGUAAUUAGCAGGUGAUUAGGACAGUUUGAUGAUGUGGGAAACCUUAAUACAGAGGAAUUAACCUCUAAUCUUGGGGGUAUUUUGGGAAGAGAAAAGAUUUAUGGUGGAUUUCGUUUUCAAGAUAUCAGCAACCCCUUUUGUACAAGUGUACAUACAGUUAGUAGAGUUUGAAGUGGCAUUAGUUUCUGAUACAAAUAAAGACCCAAGAUUCAAUACUUCUGAUCAAGGCUUGAUUUUGAACAUGAUUUAACUUUUAAUAAAAAAAAGUUGCAGAUUGAAAGAUUGAUCAGAUGGUUGCCAAAAAACAAUUUGUUGUCUUUGAUUGUCAUUUGGAGAAUCAUAAUCUUGCUGAAGUGGAGGGCAGUGACUUCAAUUUUCUGUGUUUCCAGUUGAUGAUUGUGUAUAUAAUGGUGUCGGUGUUGGUGUCGGUGAGUUAGAUUACAUUCAGCAGUGACGGAAGUUGUCAAGUAAAUACUUGAUGCAGCGUUGAUGGUUUAACGGAUGAAUGGUGGGGAAAUGCGUUGAUGAUGAUGAAAGGAUUUGUAUUGCAUAUAAAGGGUCCACAAUAUGGACCUUUGGAACAGUAUAUGUAUGAGAGACACAGAUAAUAACAUUUGUAGAAUCUUAUACGUUUUUUACAUGAAAUCCUGACCAAUGUUUGUUGGCUUCGCA
This is a messenger RNA of Cynara cardunculus var. scolymus (artichoke), 5822 nucleotides long. RefSeq lists its product as uncharacterized. The record is from RefSeq and is a predicted model, not a curated record. The transcript is spliced from 13 exons. Bases 393 to 5165 code for a protein of 1590 amino acids. NCBI's taxonomy places the organism in Eukaryota, Viridiplantae, Streptophyta, Magnoliopsida, Asterales, Asteraceae. Gene Ontology annotation, molecular function: zinc ion binding.